UCGGCUCGGCUCGGCUCGGGGGGCGGGCGGUGGCACCUGCGGCCGUGCCGUGCGGAGCCGAGCGGAGCGGAGCUGCGGCCCGGAUGUAGCCGGAACAUGGCGCUGGGGGCGGCGUGACGGCGGCGGCCGAGGUGGGAAUGAGGGACCUGGCUGCCUGGGGCAGGGCACUGGUUUCGGAGCUGCUGCUGUGCCAGAUCUUUCCACCAUGUUCGGGAAAAAGAAGAAACGGCUGGAAAUUUCCGGGCCCUCCAACUUCGAGCACCGGGUCCACACUGGCUUCGACCACCGGGAGCAGAAGUUCACGGGGCUGCCUCAGCAGUGGCACAGUUUGCUGGCAGACACGGCCAACCGGCCGAAGCCCAUGGUGGAUCCCUCAUGCAUCACUCCCAUCCAGCUGGCUCCUAUGAAGACUAUUGUUCGAGGAAACAAGCCUCGAAAGGAUACUUCAAUCAACGGCCUGCUGGAGGAGUUUGACAAUAUCUCAGUGACACGAUCCAAUUCCUUGCGGAAGGAAAGUCCUCCCACCCACCACCAAGGAAAUGCCAACCAUGUGCCAAGGCACCAGGAGGAAAAUGGCUACAUCACGUUUUCCCAGUACUCCAGCGAGUCAGACACUACCACAGACUAUGUCGUGGAGAAAUAUCGGGACAAGACUCUGUAUGGGGAAGAGUUGGACAGGUACUACAAGGGGAGCUACGCCGCCAAGCAGAACGGGCACAUGAUGAAGGUGACGUCCCGGGACAUCUAUUACUCAGAAGUGACACCCCUGCAGUCAGACCUCUCCAGGUUCCUCCCGGAUUACCAUGCACACCUGGAGGCCAAGCCCAAACCGCUGGAAUAUGGUGGCCUAAAGCUGGAGUAUCAGCGGAUCCCCAGCGGAUCCUCCCUGGACUACAGGGAUUCCUUCCCUUACGCCCCGUCGCGAGCGUCAGUGCAGAGCGAGUGCCCCAAGGAGAGGCUGGAGUACGGUGACAGUGACUGGGGGCACAGCCUGGGCAAGGAUGACUAUGAUAAGAGGCCUAAGUCAUCCUAUGUGGACCCUGCGAGCCCUCAGCCAGCCAUGAGGCAGAGGUCCAGGUCAGGCUCCGGCCUGCAGGAGCCGGCCAUGCCCUACGGAGCAAGCGCCUUCAAAGCACACCAGCAAGGACAUUCCUACAGCUCCUACACCUACCCCCGCCUGUCCGAAACUGCAGCAGGCAUUCCCAAGAUGGAUUAUGACCGAGCACAGCUGGUUGUCAGCCCACCGCUCUCGGGGUCAGACACCUAUCCCCGGGGCCCAGUCAAGCUACCUCAGAGUCAGAGCAAAGUCAGCUACUCCAGCAGCAGCUACCAGUACCCCCUGGUCUACCACAAAGGCCCCCACUAUCACCAGCCGCCUCUCCAGCCCGGCUCUCCCUAUAUUUCCACCGCCUCCUACCCCAGCUCCCCGAGUAUCACGUCAAGUGCUUAUCCUCCCCCCAGCUGGGGCUCCUCCUCGGACCAGCAGCCCUCCAGGGUGUCCCAUGAACAGUUCCGAGCUGCCCUGCAGCUCGUGGUCAGCCCCGGAGACCCCCGGGAGUACCUGGAGAGCUUCAUCAAGAUCGGGGAGGGCUCCACAGGGAUCGUGUGCAUCGCCACCGAGAAGCACACAGGGAAGCAGGUCGCCGUGAAGAAGAUGGACCUCAGGAAACAGCAGAGAAGGGAGCUGCUCUUCAAUGAGGUUGUGAUCAUGAGAGAUUACCACCACGAGAACGUGGUCGACAUGUACAACAGUUACCUGGUCGGGGACGAGCUCUGGGUCGUGAUGGAGUUCCUGGAGGGCGGCGCUCUCACAGACAUCGUGACUCACACCAGGAUGAACGAGGAGCAGAUCGCCACGGUCUGUCUGUCCGUGCUGAGAGCCCUGUCCUACCUGCACAACCAGGGCGUCAUCCACCGCGACAUCAAGAGCGACUCCAUCCUGCUCACCAGUGACGGCAGGAUAAAAUUGUCCGACUUUGGGUUCUGCGCCCAAGUGUCAAAGGAGGUCCCCAGGAGGAAGUCCCUGGUUGGGACACCCUAUUGGAUGGCACCGGAGGUGAUAUCCCGCCUGCCCUAUGGCACCGAGGUGGACAUCUGGUCCCUGGGCAUCAUGGUGAUCGAGAUGAUUGAUGGGGAACCCCCCUACUUCAACGAGCCACCGCUGCAGGCCAUGCGCCGCAUCCGGGACAACCUCCCACCCCGCGUGAAGGACAUGCACAAGGUGUCCUCGGUCCUCCGGGGCUUCCUGGACUCGAUGCUGGUGCGGGAGCCCUCGCAGAGAGCCACGGCACAGGAACUGCUGAGACACCCCUUUCUCAAACUGGCUGGGCCCCCCUCCUGCAUUGUGCCCCUCAUGAGGCAGCACAGGCAUCGCUGAAGCUUUUUGGGAAGAGGUCAGUGCAGAGCCUGGCUCAUGGCCAUGUGGGAAUGCCAGCAGUUGUGUGGGAUCCGCAGGCAGGGAGGAGGAAAACCUUGUGAAGGAAACCAGCCCUGCGGAAAUAACGUGGUGUUUAAAGAACCCCAAAGCCCAGGCAGUGCCCUCUGUGCUCCCUGUGUGCCAGGGACAGGGAGCAAUCCCGGCCAGGCUCCCAGCACUGCUGUCUGCUGGGCCAUCCAGGCAGAAGGCACCAAAUGCCAACGUUGGAAAGGUAAUUUUAGCAGAGGAGAGCAAAGCCAGAGCGAAACACCAGAACUUUAGUGCAGGCUACAGCACUUCUGUUUUAGAAGAACACUUUUCUGACAAAACAAAGCACUUUUUAUCUCAGUCAGAGCAGCGCAAUGUAUUUUGCAACAAGUUUGUAAUUUUCUGUACAGUACGUUUUGAUAACUUGCAGUACUUCGUCAUGUAACUGUUGUGUUAGUUGAAGUAAUAAGUGUAACUUAGCAAGAAUUUGAGAAGAUGAAGUUUCCUACUUUUUUAACCCUUUUGAAAACAGGAAAAAAAAAAAAAAAAAGAAACCACAACCACCUUUAGGAAGUUGUAAGGUUUUGCAGAUUUCCCAUGGGGUGAGGAGGGGGCUCAUCCCGCCCUCACAGAAGCUGGAAGAGCAAAGGAUCACUGAUGCUGGUGGGAGCACCUGGCUUGGGGCACUGGGUGCCAGUGGCAGUCCCUGCUCUGCUGAGGGCCAGCUGUGGUCAGGGGCUCCCCUUUCCGCCCUUGGCCCAAGGGGCCUCCCAGGCCGGGGUGAUCCCUCUUUUUUUCUGCCACCACACAGCCAGUUCUGCCACCACAGAAGCCUCCACUAUUUCUGUCAUGCUCUGGCAGUGGAGAGGGAGGGCAGGAGCCCUUCCUCCUAUCCCAGCGGGAUCCUGGAGUUCCAGCAGAGCCGGGGGAUGGGAGGGGAUGGGAUGCGCUGCCAGGCGUUUGCCGUAGAGGAGAAGUCGUGCUGCUGUCUAGACCUUUCUGAAUGUUGAUGCAACAGUUGACUACUGCGGUACAAUUUUGUGUUAUUUGUUGGAUGACUUUGCAUGUUAACUGUAGGCCUAAUAGAUUUGCCUUUAAAAUUUUUAGAAGUGCUUCAUAAUUAUUUCAAUGAGAAAUUAAUUUUAUUUAUUAAUGAUUAGUUGUUCUUAAUUCUGUAUAAUACAAAAGCCAUGUUUUUCAAGUUUGUUUUUUUUUUUCUUACUGACCUCAUUUUAUGGUAUCUUUAAGAACCACAAAGCCAACUUUGUGAAAACACAGUUUCUUUCUUAUUAUGGAAUUUCAUAGUUAAUAAAUUAAUUGUUAUUUAUUGUAGUAAAUUAUAACCAAACAUCUAAACCUGGCAGGAGCUGUUACUUAAAGAUCUUCCUCUGGAAGAAAAGAGUUGCCAAUAGUAAAGAAGCUCCUUUAGUUCUGCCCUUAACUUAAAGAGUAUUUGGAGGGAGAGAAGAAAUUUUAAAAAGAGAGAAAAAAGGAGAUGAAGAUGAUCUGGAACAUGGAAUAGAUGUUCUUACAUCUGUGUCUUAUCCCCACUGCUCUCUCUUCCCAACCCUGUUUGCACAUUCUAAGAAGACACUGAAGAAAAUGUGUUUGGCUCCCGCCGCCCCACAGCUCCCGGAGCCCACCCGGCCGGGAGCAGCACCCACAGCCUCCCAGGGCUCUCUUUUGUAGUCUUGACAACUCAGGAAACCAGGCUGCACCAGUCCAGGCAAUGGCAUAUGGCACAACUUAAUACUAGCCACAAAAUUAACUUUUUUAACCAUCUUUGAAUAAAAAAAUGGGGUUGGUGGGGGUUUUUUCUUCAAUAUUCAGCACAUUUUAGGCUGUACAAGUGAAGAAUUUUCUGCAACUUUCUUAUCAUUAGAUACUUUAAACAGUGUUCAUUGAGUUUACUGAGAGUUUUGUCGAUUUUGAAGGGGGUUUUUUGUGAACACCAGCUACUGGUGAGACAAAUGCACAUGCAAGUUAAAUAAAUUAAUUAAUAAACA
This is a messenger RNA of Corvus hawaiiensis (hawaiian crow), 4410 nucleotides long. RefSeq names its product p21 (RAC1) activated kinase 5 (gene PAK5). The coding region runs from base 206 to 2377 and encodes 723 amino acids. NCBI's taxonomy places the organism in Eukaryota, Metazoa, Chordata, Aves, Passeriformes, Corvidae. The transcript has 10 exons. Gene Ontology annotation, molecular function: protein serine/threonine kinase activity; ATP binding. The record is from RefSeq and is a predicted model, not a curated record. Gene Ontology annotation, biological process: intracellular signal transduction; cytoskeleton organization; apoptotic process. Gene Ontology annotation, cellular component: cytoplasm.